Molecule: messenger RNA, 306 nt
Organism: Striga asiatica
Lineage: Eukaryota; Viridiplantae; Streptophyta; Magnoliopsida; Lamiales; Orobanchaceae
Source: the annotation of a GenBank genome assembly
AUGGGUGGUGGUAAUGGCCAGAAAGCCAAGAUGGCGCGUGAGAAGAAUUUAGAGAAAACGAAAGCUUCGAAAGGAAGCCAGCUGGAUGCGAACAAAAAAGCCAUGAAUAUUCAGCUAGAUGGAGUCUAUGCUGCUGUGAUUGAAAAAGAUGAAGUCUUGAUUGGUCUUCAAGUGUCCCAUUCCGUCGCGCCUAAUGGAAAAGUCUUGUUAGUAUUAGGGCUUUAUCAAACAUUUCUUUUGGAAGCCAUGGUUGAAGCAUUUCCUUUGAUGGUUGUUAGUAUAGUUAUUUUAAAUGUUCAAAUAUAA